CGCGUCCCCACCUUCAGCGUCACGCACCUCCAUGGGCAGCGCAUGGGGACACGGCUCGUCCACGGCACCCCCUCCCCUGAUCUAGCCAGCCGCACCCCGAUCGGUUGCCCGUGCCGCGCGCCCCCACGCGACCCCGACCAGGACCACGAUCCGCGGCAAGGCCUCAUCGGCGAACGGAAUAUUUCGCGGCCGAGCUCCUGCUCCCCCGGAAUCUAGGGUUCGCCUCCCCCCGCCCCGCGUCGCCCUCGAUGGGCCCGGCCGCGCAGCCGCCGGACGCCGGCGGCGGCGGGGACCCGGAGGCGUGGUACGGCAGCAUCCAGUACCUCAUCAACAUCUCCGCCGUGGGCGCCGCCUCCUGCGUCCUCCUCUUCCUCCUCGUCAAGCUCCGCUUCGACCACCGCCGCAUCCCGGGGCCCUCCGCGCUCGCCGCCAAGCUCCUCGCCGUCUACCACGCCACCGCGGCGCAGAUCGCGCUCCACUGCGGCGCCGACGCCGCCCAGUUCCUCCUCUUCGAGCGCGCCUCCUUCCUCAUCCUCGCAGCCGUCGCCGCCGCCGCCGUCGCCGCGGCGCUCCCGCUCAACCUCCUCGCGGGGGACGCCACCGUCGUCGACCAGUUCGCCGCCACCACCAUCUCGCACAUCCCCAAGUCGUCCCCGCUCCUCUGGCUCCACCUCCUCCUCACCGCCGCCGUCGUCGCCAUCGCGCACCUCGGCAUCUCCCGCAUGGAGGACGCGCUACGCAUCACGCGCUUCCGCGACGGCAACGGCAACCCCAGCGACCCCAACUCCAGCUCCGUCGCCGUCUUCACCAUAAUGAUCCAGGGCAUCCCCAAGACGCUGGCCGCGGACAAGACCCCGCUCAAGGACUACUUCGACCACAAGUAUCCUGGCAAGGUUUACCGUGCCAUCGUGCCAUUUGAUCUCUGCACGCUGGAGUAUCUCGUCGACCAAUUGGGGAAGGUCCGCAACAAGAUCUCUUGGCUGGAGGCAAGGUUGGGCGCCCGUGACCUGUUUGAUGACAUUGUGCACAACGACGAAGCAGUUCGGUCAGAGGAGCAUUGGUUUGUGCGAAGAUGCAAAGAGCUAUGGGCAAUGGCAGGGGAGAGGCUAGGGUUCACUGAUGAGGAGAGAUUGAGGAAGUUGCAGACUAAGAAACUUGUGCUUGCAAGCAGGCUAUCUGAUUAUAAGGAAGGGCGCGCCCCUGGCGCUGGUGUAGCUUUUGUGGUGUUUAAGGAUGUCUACACCGCAAACAAGGCUGUAAGGGAUUUCAAGAUGGAGAGGAAGAAGACCCCAAUUGGCAGGUUUUUCCCAGUGAUGGAGCUCCAGCUCGAGAGAAGUCGAUGGAAAGUGGAGAGAGCACCACCGGCAUCAGAUAUCUACUGGAAUCAUCUAGGUCUUAGCAAGAUAUCUUCGCGGCUGAGGAGGAUUGCAGUCAACACCUGCCUAAUUUUGAUGCUCUUGUUCUUCAGUUCACCCUUGGCAAUCAUCAGCGGGAUGCAAAACGCGGCACGGAUCAUCAAUGUGGAGGCUAUGGAUCAUGCCAAGUCAUGGCUUGCCCGGCUUGAAGGUUCAAGCUGGUUCUGGACCAUAAUCUUUCAGUUUCUUCCCAAUGUUCUCAUCUUUGUGAGCAUGUAUAUCAUCAUCCCAUCGGUAUUGUCGUACUUCUCCAAGUUUGAAUGCCAUCUGACAGUGUCAGGGGAGCAGAGGGCUGCAUUGCUGAAGAUGGUUUGCUUCUUCCUUGUCAAUCUCAUCCUAUUGCGUGCUCUGGUGGAAUCAUCACUUGAAAGUUGGAUUCUUAGCAUGGGGCGGUGUUACUUGGAUGGUCCAGACUGCAAGCAGAUUGAACGCUAUUUAAGCCCAUCCUUUUUAUCAAGAUCAUCGCUUUCUUCCCUGGCAUUCCUGAUCACAUGUACCUUUCUGGGAAUAUCUUUUGAUCUGUUGGCACCAAUCCCUUGGAUAAAGCAUAUAAUGAAGAAAUUUAGAAAGAAUGAUAUGAUACAGUUGGUCCCUGAAGAGAAUGAGGACUACCUACCCAUGCAGAAUGGUGAAGAAACUAAUAAUUUGACAGCGCCUCUAAUGCCUGAGAGAGAAGACAGUGGCCUUUUGGAUAGUAUUGAAGGGCACGAUCUUUCCCUGUACCCACUAAACAGGAGCUUCCACAUGCCAAAGCAGAAAUUUGACUUUGCACAGUACUAUGCUUUUGACAUUACUAUAUUUGCCCUCACAAUGAUCUACUCCCUGUUUGCUCCGCUCGUGGUUCCUGUGGGCGCGACAUACUUUGGCUACCGUUAUCUUGUGGACAAGUACAACUUCUUGUUCGUUUACAGAGUUAGAGGGUUUCCUGCUGGCAAUGAUGGGAAGCUGAUGGACAGAGUGCUGUGCAUCAUGCAAUUCUGUGUGAUCUUCUUCCUUGCUGCAAUGCUGCUCUUCUUUGCUGUUCAGGGUGAUUCAAUGAAGCUACAGGCUAUAUGUACUCUUGGGAUGUUAGUGUUCUAUAAGUUGCUUCCUUCUAGAAGUGAUCGCUUCCAGCCAUCUUUGUUAGAAGGGAUGCAGACAGUGAAUAGCUUUGUAGAUGGUCCCACGGAUUAUGAAGUUUUUUCACAACCUGACCUGGAUUGGAAUCUGUAUCAAUCCUGAAGAUCAAUACACACUUUUGUUCAUUACAACAUCUUUCAUGACUUGAAAUACCUGAUCGCGACCCUGGUGUAUCAAAGUCAUUCAUUCUUCUUGUACAGCUAUGUAGAUUAACUUUUAUCUCCUUAGAUGUAUUUGUUUUGUCGGAUAUGACAAGCAGAUACAGUUUUGAUGAUGAACAUGGUCUAUCAAAAACUUACUUUAAAUUAUACAUGAUGUAGUCAUUUCAUUUCUUUUUUGUUAAUAAUCGAAGGUCCUAUAACCAGAAAAAGUUGUCAUA
Molecule: messenger RNA, 2913 nt
Organism: Sorghum bicolor (sorghum)
Lineage: Eukaryota; Viridiplantae; Streptophyta; Magnoliopsida; Poales; Poaceae
Product: CSC1-like protein At4g35870
Exons: 1
Coding region: 249-2636 (795 amino acids)
Cellular component (GO): plasma membrane
Molecular function (GO): calcium-activated cation channel activity
Source: RefSeq, a predicted model, not a curated record